UGUAGCGGGUGUCCACUACUUGAAGUAAGCGAAUCCGUCACUUAAUUCGCCGUGGGGGCUCGGGUUCCAGUUACAAUUCAAUGAGAAAAUGCAAUUCGUGAGAAAAUACUCCGGCACAAAAGUUGACAUCAACCUUCCUGAAGCAGAGAUUUCGAUGAACAUGAAGAUGUUCCGAGCUCAAAGAAACCUCUACAUAUCUGGAUUUGCAGUCCUUCUGCUGUGGGUGUUGAAUAGAAUAAGCACGUUGAUCUCCAUUGAAGCCACUCUCACAGCCUCGAAUGGAGCCUCUCUAAAGCAGGCCCGUGGGGCCUCUGAGCAGGUCCAGAAACUGAUGAAAGAAAUAGAAGAAUUGCAAAAGGAUGGCAAGCGUAAAUUGUCGCGUUCCAAUUCAAUGGCGGAUAUUCCAAUUCAAUGGCUGAAAUCUACUAAAGAAGAGGUUAAUCACUACCCUAUUAAGAUAGGUGGCAAUCCCUUUCACAUGACAAAUAUAUACAUGAUGCUCUACAUAAACUAGUCUCAUGAUGAGGCUUAUGGAGUAGGGUUUUGUCAUGAGAAAAAAAUCUGGAAUCUGACAGGAUUUGAACACAGGCGUCUGGGAUUGGAAGGCACGCAUCUUAACCACCAACAUAUUACAAUCCACUCCAAAAAUUUUGGAGGAUGAAGUUACUUAUCAACCACCAAUAAGCUCUACCGAAAAACCAUAAAUUUUGUGACAUGAAACUUUCGCGAAUUUAUUACAUCGGCCAUUUUUGCGACAUUAAAGUUUCGCAAAUGGCAAAAGAAAGGUUCAAAGAAUAGAAGGAAUGCAAAUAUUUAUAUAUUUACUAAUUGGCGAGGAAAAUAUUUGUUCUAAUUGUCAGUUGAGAAACCUAACAUAAUCUAGAAAGUAUAUUUAAUUAAACUUUAGCUCAACGCAGACAGCGUUGCUGUAAAGUAAUAAUAAUAAUAAUAAUAAUAAAACAAUAAUAAUAAUAAUAAAAACAAUAAUA
Anneissia japonica is the source of this 989-nucleotide messenger RNA. Its product is annotated as B-cell receptor-associated protein 31-like. The coding region runs from base 89 to 514 and encodes 141 amino acids. The transcript has a single exon. The record is from RefSeq and is a predicted model, not a curated record. Gene Ontology annotation, cellular component: endoplasmic reticulum membrane; endoplasmic reticulum. Lineage: Eukaryota; Metazoa; Echinodermata; Crinoidea; Comatulida; Comatulidae. Gene Ontology annotation, biological process: intracellular protein transport; endoplasmic reticulum to Golgi vesicle-mediated transport.